AUGGGCUUGGGGAGGCGCGUCCCGUGGACGGCUUAUGGCACCUACGGGGCUAGGACUCUUGGCUUGUUGGGUUUGAAAUUUGAGUACUAUACGCAUAUCCUGGCUUUUAUCUUCACCAUCGAUGAGAUAAACAGAAACCCAGACAUCUUACCCAACGUUACCCUGGGAUAUUAUGCAUUUGAUUCCUGCGGAUAUGUGAAUAAAGCCAUAAAGAAUAUGAUGCAGAUAAUAUCGGGACGAUUCACGCAGGCUCCCAAUUAUUUCUGCGACAAACACGGCCAGGUGGUGGGUUUUAUUGGAGACAUUGGUUCUUCUACUACCCUGGCAAUGGCACAGAUCUUGAAUCUAUAUGGUUACCCUCAGAUAAGCUAUGGGGCUACAGACUCUAUACUAAGUGACCGGAGACAAUAUCCUUACUUUUACCGAACCGUUCAAGGGGAUGAGAUCCAGUAUACUGCAAUUUUAAAGUUAUUGAGACAUUUUGAGUGGGACUGGGUUGGAAUCGUUACUACUGGAGAUGACAGUGGAGAAAGGAAAUUGCGGUAUCUGACCAGAGAGACCACUAAAUACGGCAUCUGCAUUGAGUUCUCCAUUUUAAUUACAAAAGAAGGAAAAUUUACUGACUACGUUAACAUUAUUCGGAAAGCUACAACUGAGAUUAUCAUCAUUUGUGGUUCAUUUAAUGCAAAAUAUAUGACUCUGCUCAAGAAGGUAUCAGAUGCACUUAUUGAUAAGACGCUCAUCCUUCCUCCUUCAUGGUCGCUUGAACAUGAGCUAAAUAACUACCUAAAGAAGGUUAAUUACAAGGAUCACUUUGGCAGCAACAUCUUUUUUGAUGAAAAAGGUGAAGUUCCGGAAUUGUACGAUAUUAUGAAUUGGAUAAUAAUACGUAACGGCAAGACACAAAAUACCAUCCUGAAUCGGGUGGGCGCGUUUGAUCCAUCACUUCCAGAUAACCAGCAAAUCCUUAUAGAAGACUGGAAGAUAACAUGGAAAAAUGACAAGAUGCCGCGAGCAAAGUGCAGUGACCCAUGUCAACCCGGAUCCAGAAAAGCAUCAAAAGAAGGAUUUCACAUCUGCUGCUACGACUGUAUCCCGUGUUCAGAAGGAGAAUUUACCAAUGUAUCAGACAGCAAAGACUGCUUCAAGUGUCCUGAAAAUGAAUGGCCCGACCAACAAAAAACCAAGUGUAUUCCGAAAAUACUGGAGUUUCUAUCCUAUGAAACGGACGUUUUAGCUUUAGUUUUUUGUGUUACUUCUAUAUUCUCAGUUCUGCUUUCUACUUUUAUAGCUGCAAUAUUUAUCUCAUUCCGAGACACCCCCAUUGUUAAAGCAAAUAAUCGGAAUCUGAGCUUUGUCCUCCUGGUCUCCCUCAAACUGAGCUUCCUCUGCGUGUUUUUGUUCAUUGGUCGCCCGUUGGAUAUAACCUGCAUGAUACGUCAUAUUUCAUUUGGAAUGGCCUUUUCUGCAGCACUUUCUUGUGUGUUGGCCAAGACCAUCAUGGUUUGCAUUGCCUUCAAAGCCACAAAGCCUGGCAGCAUCUGGAGAAAUUGGGUGGGACUGAAGCUGUCCAAUGCUGUUGUCUUGGUUGGCUCCUCUGGUCAGGUUCUGAUCAGUGUCAUUUGGUUGUUACUCUCUCCCUCGUUUCAGGAAUUAGACAUGCACACAUUCACUGGGAAAAUCAUUGUUCAAUGUAAUGAAGGGUCUGUCCUGGCCUUUUUCUGUAUGUUGGGUUACAUGGGGCUUCUGGCAGCUGUGAGUUUUGUUCUAGCUUUCAUGGUACGGACUUUGCCAGACAACUUUAAUGAAGCCAAACACAUCACAUUCAGCAUGCUGGUGUUCUGCAGUGUGUGGGUCUGUGCUAUACCGGCCUAUCUGAGCAGCAAGGGAAAAAACAUGGUGGCUGUGGAGAUAUUUGCUACCCUGGUGUCCAGUCUUGGCAUUGUAAGCUGUAUAUACCUCCCAAAAUGUUAUAUUAUUCUGUUUAGAGCUGAACUUAACAGUAAACGGCAUGUUUUUAGUAAGACCAUUUCAUAA
This is a messenger RNA of Spea bombifrons (plains spadefoot toad), 2037 nucleotides long. RefSeq names its product vomeronasal type-2 receptor 26-like. The transcript has 6 exons. The record is from RefSeq and is a predicted model, not a curated record. NCBI's taxonomy places the organism in Eukaryota, Metazoa, Chordata, Amphibia, Anura, Pelobatidae. Bases 1 to 2037 code for a protein of 678 amino acids. Gene Ontology annotation, cellular component: membrane. Gene Ontology annotation, biological process: G protein-coupled receptor signaling pathway. Gene Ontology annotation, molecular function: G protein-coupled receptor activity.